Dendroctonus ponderosae (mountain pine beetle) is the source of this 6291-nucleotide messenger RNA. RefSeq names its product DNA polymerase zeta catalytic subunit. Gene Ontology annotation, cellular component: zeta DNA polymerase complex; nucleus. Gene Ontology annotation, biological process: error-prone translesion synthesis; double-strand break repair via homologous recombination. The record is from RefSeq and is a predicted model, not a curated record. Gene Ontology annotation, molecular function: DNA-directed DNA polymerase activity; nucleotide binding; DNA binding. NCBI's taxonomy places the organism in Eukaryota, Metazoa, Arthropoda, Insecta, Coleoptera, Curculionidae.
GAAAAAAGAUUUGCCUUCAUAUUCAUGGAGUGUUUCCUUACUUAUACAUUCCAUAUGAUGGACAUGGGAAGCCUGAAGAUAUUAUGCGCCAAAUAGCUAGAGGGCUGGAUAAAGCCAUUAAUAUAUCUUUCAAUCAGGCCAAUUCCAACGCGCAGCAUGUAUAUAAAAUAUCUUUAGUAUCUGGCAUACCUAUGUAUGGAUACCACGUAAAAAAGCAUCAAUUUUUCAAAAUAUAUCUUUAUAAUCCCAAACUGAUUGGAAAAGUGGGCACUCUCUUGCUGAACAAGGCCAUAUUGGGGCAAAUCUUUCAACCUCAUGAGGUUCACCUCAAUUUUACUCUUCAGUUUAUGAUAGAUUAUAAUCUUCAUGGAAUGAGCAAUUUGUUGCUAUCGAAUAUGAGGUACAGGCUGGAUCCCGAUAAGCCGUACCAUGAUAUCGAUAUUGAAUGGUUUUUACCACCAUCGAUAGAGAAAAUAUCUUCAUGCGAAUUAGAGGCCGAUAUUCUGGCGGAAAACAUUCUGAACAGGCAAGAAAUUCUGAGCGGAAAUUUGGCGAUUAACCCUGGAAUUGCUGCAAUAUGGGACGAUGAAAAGCAGCGACGUAGAAAUAAGAAUCAAUCCUCACAAUUGGGGGAUUAUUUGGAGUUGAAAAAUACGGCAUCAGCACCAUCCAAAACACAUUUAAUUUUUCAGCAAGCUCUUAAGGAAAGAUUGGCAGCAGCCUCAACUGAUAUCGAAGUUUCGAAGCAAAAUUCUGAUACAUCAAUAUAUCCAGCAGAAUGUCCGAAAGUUGCAGACAUUCAAAACGCUUCUUCUGUGGACAUUCAUUAUCCUUCUUCGCUUGAAUUAUCACUUGAUGAAACGCUAAAUUUAUCGAGCAGUCAAGACCUUGAUAAAACCUUAACUCCAUCCGAUGUGACUUUGAAUACGGACGUACAAGACGUCUUACAUCUAUUAGAACAAUUGGCUGAUGAAAAAGUGAGUGGUGCUGAGGAAGAUAUGAGCAUAUUAUCUCAAGUCCUUGCGGAGGAACCUGUUGACGAAGCGGCCGAUUUACUUGAUCUUAGUAUGCCGUUCGAUGCACUUACUACGCCUAUAAAAAAAAUUGCCCUUGCGGACACCCAUAGCAAUGCCAACGAUAUCAAAUAUUUUAACACCACUCCGAUUCCUCAAAUCGAUGGUCAAGUAGAGGACUUGAAUGCAGCUGAUACAUUCGAAGGCUCAAACGUUCAGAAUCUUCAUACAGAAGACUAUUGUUCAACGCACUCGCCUACUUGGGAAAAAGAUACAGGAAUAAUUAGAUCUGGACUAUACAGAUUGGAGGAGCAAACGUUUAGAAGUGAUAUGCGGUCUAAAAACACGCAGGUGAAAGUAAUGCGAAGAAAUUUUAAUGUAGGCAACAGUACGACAUUAAAUAUUUUAAAGACAAGCUCCAAAACGAAAGUGAAGAUCGUGCCAAGUAGGCAAUGGUUGAUAGUUAAUGGUUUGUUAAAAUCUGAAGUGCGAUGGCCGAUAGCUUCAAAUAUAUACAUCAAUUGUGAUGGUGCAAUGGAUUCAAGCUCAGAAGACGAAGAAAAAAUAACUUUGGCGAAAGUUGCGAAAGGAAAAAGCGAGCCAACUUAUGCUCCUUUAGGAAUUCAACUUGUUAGAUCGCCUAGUGUUUAUUCGAGCAACGAAAAAGAUCUUCCUCAUGCUAGCGGCGACUUUUCCAGGGACUGCAACAUAAAUGAAGAUCAAAUGCCUAGCACAUCUAGUCAUUUUCAACAAGCUGAAUUGCAUCAUAAGCGAAGACUGUUUCUUUCAUCUGAUAAUAGUUCAAAUCGUGCAGACACUGAGGCAUUUUUGUCGUCCCGGUUAUCUGCUUUGAAAUCAAAUCGCAAAAGUAAAACCUCACAAAUCACUUAUCCGGAUUAUGCUGCAAACUCUAGCGAUUCCGAUAUAUUUUCUGAUAAUUGCGAUUUGGAACCAUCGAUGCCGAGGCGGCAAUGCGAACUAAAAAAUGAAAAUGCUGACCCUUUAGACUGUGAUAAAUCGAAGCAAGCCUGCCCAUAUUCAUCUUCGAACCCAACAUUCAGCCUAGCAAACAGUGAUCUGGAAAUCAAAUAUUUAGACAAGCUGCAUCAAGUGCACAUGUCCGAACAAAACUCUAUUAGCGGUUCAUAUAAACCUUUAAUGAAGGCACCAACUAAGUCCGAAGUAGAAUCUUCUCUAGAUGUUUAUAAAUUUCCCCAUGAACAAACAAAAGAACCCUUCUAUAGCAAUGUAGACGAUUAUACCGGUCCUGUGGAGAUCGGCCAUAAAGUUCUACGGAUAUCCAGUAGUACCACGGCCCAUCUGGCUGAUUUUACUUCGAACAAUGCGCUUGAUAAUCACCGAAAAAUGUUUAUGGAAAAUGUGGCUAACCUUACGCACAAUUCCAGUAACAUAUGUAUUUUAAAAUUGGCACAUUGCAGAAGCAAGACGCUGACUUUACGCCCGGUCAAAAAACCACCAACGGUAAGUGUCGUUGAAGAAUGGAUAAAAUCAAACUCAACUUCCCACCAUCAGGAACCAACAUGUUCGUUGGAGGAGACAAAUGAAAUGCGCUCCAAAUUGUAUGUUUCUGAUAGCCCUGGGGAUGAAUCUAUUUUCGAUGCGUCUCUAUCACUAACGCCUGAUUCUUUGCCUCAAACUGAUCAUUGCAGUCAAGCAAUUGUCGGCUCAAUUGUUAAUAAUGAUAGAAAAAUCGGGCAAUUGAAUGAUUUGCAAAUUCCAGAAGAUAAAUCCAACACGUCGUGUCAAAUAUCCGGCCAGACACUGCAAAAUUCGUUUGGUUUUGAUAAAUCUGUACAAGACUUGCAGGCUGCUAGAGCUACGGUAGAACCUCAGUUCUUAACAACUAUGGUUAUGGAGUUGCAUAUCCGAACUCGUGGAGAUCUUCGACCUGAUCCACAACUGGAUACUGUUUGCGCUAUUUUCUACUCUAUUUUUAAUGAUGUGCCGAAUGCCGACAGAUCUAAAGCGAGUGGUGUAAUUGCUGUUAACUGCCUCCCAGUAGAGUUUGGGGCUGCGAGACCCGAUUUUCUAUAUGGUAUUGGAACCGACUGUGAUAUUGCUUACGUGGAGUCUGAAGAAGCCCUGAUAUACAAGUUCGUAAAUUUAGUGAAGAAAUGGGAUCCAGACGUUUUAGCAGGAUACGAAAUAGAAAUGUUAUCUUGGGGUUACAUAGUGGAAAGAGCAGCUGUACUGUCAAUCAACCUUCUACCAUUGCUUGGUAGAAGUCAGCUGCAUAAGUUUGGAAAAUCCAAAUUAAAGCAUGACAACGGAGAAUUAGAAACAAAUAUUAUUGGACGAAUUGUCUUAAAUGUAUGGAGAAUUAUGCGGCACGAAAUAGCUUUACAAAGCUACACUUUUGAGUCGGUGGUUUAUCAUCUUUUGCAUAGACGCGUGCCGAUGUAUACUUCGAAGGACUUGACUCGGUGGUGGGACCAUCGCAGUAAUCUUUAUAGACAUCGGGUGGUCAGAUAUUAUUUACAGAGAACCGAUACGAUUUUAGAGUUAUUCGAUAAACAGGACUUUCUAAACCGAACCAGCGAACUUGCCAAAUUGUUUGGUAUUCUAUUCUACGAAGUGCUUUCAAGAGGAUCUCAAUUUCGAGUAGAAUCUAUGAUGUUGCGCCUAGCUAAGCCUCUAAACUAUAUUCCAGUAUCUCCGGAUACUCAACAGCGAGCUGGCAUGAAAGCUCCAGAGUACGUGCCUCUAAUUAUGGAACCCAAAUCGGAAUUAUAUACGGAUCCAGUUAUAGUACUGGAUUUUCAAAGCUUGUAUCCUUCUAUAAUCAUAGCUUACAAUUAUUGUUUUACGACGUGCUUGGGAAGAGUCAACAAGCUUGGAUCGAAUUAUCCAUUUGAAUUUGGAGCUACUCAAUUGAAGGUGUCCAAGAACAUUGUCAGGAAACUUUGCAAACGAGACUUGCUGAAUUAUUCCCCAUGCGGCGUGGUGUUCGUUAAACAAAAAGUGAGAGAAGGCAUUUUACCACGCAUGCUGAAAGAGGUUUUGGAUACAAGACUAAUGGUUAAGAAUUCAAUGAAAGAAAAUAAAGGCAACGAUCCUCUACAAAAAGUUCUUCACAAUAGACAAUUAGGUUUGAAACUUAUUGCCAACGUCACCUAUGGAUACACAGCAGCUAAUUUUAGUGGAAGGAUGUGUUGUGUGGAAGUUGGCGACAGUGUUGUUAGCAAAGGCCGGGAGACCUUACAAAGAGCCAUUGCUUUAGUGGAGAGCACUCCCGAAUGGGGUGCUAAAGUGGUAUAUGGAGAUACUGAUUCAAUGUUUGUAUUGGUACCGGGAAGAUCUAAAAAGGAUGCAUUUACAAUUGGUAAAAAAAUUGCUGACGCCGUCACCGCAGAUAAUCCCGAUCCUGUAAAGCUGAAACUGGAAAAAGUCUACCAGCCCUGCAUUUUGCAAACCAAGAAGCGAUAUGUUGGCUACAUGUACGAAACGGUUGAAGUAGUAAAGCCCAUAUACGAAGCAAAAGGAAUAGAAACUGUUCGACGAGAUGGUUGUCCAGCUGUUUCAAAAAUGUUACAAAAGUGUCUAACACUUUUAUUCGAAACCAAGGAUGUCAGUCUCAUAAAGAAUUACGUAUUAAAACAGUUUAACAAAAUCCAAAUUGGAAGAGCCAGCAUUCAAGACCUCACUUUUGCCAAAGAAUAUCGAGGCAGGAGUGGAUAUAAACCUGCCGCUUGUGUACCUGCAUUGGAAUUAGCACGUAAAUGGACCUCAGUCGAUAAGCGAAAUGAACCUAGAAAUGGAGAGAGAGUCCCAUAUGUAAUAGUAAACGGUCCUCCCGGUUUGCCGCUUAUUCGACUUGUGCGAAGCCCGAGAGAUCUACUGAAUGAUAACUCAUUACGACCUAACGCUCUCUAUUAUAUUACCAAAGUAAUCAUUCCCCCUCUUAACCGAUGCCUCAAUUUGAUUGGAGCAGACGUGAAUACUUGGUUUCACAAAAUGCCACGUAAAAAUAAACCCAAUCUUCCAAACUCUUCACCUAUUGUGAAAUCAACUCUCUCACAGUAUUUUAUCUCGAACGUUUGUGUCGGCUGCUCUCAACAGAGUCAGGGUGGCUUAUGCCAAAUGUGUCAGAGUCAACCAAACAUCACAUAUACGAUUUUAGCAGAGAAAUUAAGAAAAUGGGAAGAAAACUAUAAUAACGCUUUGCUGAUCUGUCAGUCUUGUACAAGUAGCGUAGAUCAAAUUGUUUGCGUUUCUCUAGACUGCCCAGUUCUAUAUAGGAGAAAUCAAACAUUCAACGAUCAGCAGCAAUCUGGAUACGUUAGACAAUUAAUGAGUAACAGCAAUAUUUUUUGAACCAACGAACACACUGUAAACUAGACCCGGAUAAUACUGUGUCUUAAGACACUUGUGUGUUGAUGCCGGUCUGUGGGUCUAUGUGCCGCGUCAUCUGGCCUCUUGCGACGCGGCACUUUAAACAACACUUAACAUUUAAUUUCAUUCAAGAUAGCAGCCUUCGGACUGCAGUUCGUGAAGGCCACGCACAGUUAUCAUAUAGUUUCUGACCCUCUCGGCAGGGAUUAUUUUACGUUAUAAAGCCCCACGAACGAAAGUGCUCAAAAUACUUGCUACUUAUUACUGAUUCAUUCUUAUUUAUCUCGGUUCGAUAUGGCUCGCAUAAGGUGCUGAUCGCAGGUACCAAUACCACAUCGGGGAUUUCGAUAUUUCAACAAACCAAAAAGGCAAAUUCCUGCCUUUUGAACACUACCAGAUUGCAUGCAUCAGUCGGCGAAGAAGGCCAAAAAACUAACUUAAAGAUUUUGUCAUCCCUUGCAUACAUAAAGGAACAAAGGUCAUUCGGUCUUAAUUUAUGGCUGACCCAGCAGCUUCGAAACCAAUCAGAUACUUGUGAGGCAAAUAGGCUUUACAAGAAGGAAACAUGUUGACACUUCAUUCAUUCCUUUCAUUAAAACAACGCAUCCGGCGUCUCUCAUAGUCUCUUCAUCUUCAGUAAAACCAAAGAAGAAAACAUUGAACGCGCUGCACCCCAGCACCCACACGCGUCGCAGUCUUUUGCUGGGGUUUAAUAGUAAAAAUUACACAAGUUAUAAUGCGUAAUAUAGUUAUAUGACCACUUACGCAGACCACUAUGUGUUUCAAUCCAUAACUGUCGAUGCAGCAUUUAAUUAUUAUAUAAGCUGCGCAUUCGACAUGUAGAAAUUAGUCCUAAGUUAGCAGUUAAGGCAGUUAGUUCGUUGUUGAAAAAUCUAUUUUUGUAAAAAUAAACGUUUUUUUAAAA